GUUUCACAAAUAUUUACAAGCAUGUCAAGGAGAAGUGACAAAGUGUGGCAAUUGGGGAACGAUCAACAGAUCUAGAAGAAAUGCAGAUUUGAUUCUUAAGAAGUCUUUAAAAUUCAGGAGUGGGUGUGAGCUACUGACUCAAGCAAAAUCCCACUUCUGAAAGUACUGGAGAGAAAACAAUCUCAGCUCUGUUUACCGACUAGAAGUCAUCAUGCCUUGCCAGUCCAAUUUUCUGACACCAAAGAAGAGAUAUAUUUUAUUGACUGUGGGUAUCUUCAUUUUAAUAUUAAUCAUUGUGGCAUCAUGUGUCCUUGGUAUAUAUUUAAAAUCUCAAGAAGAAACAAAAUCCUGGAAAGGAAAUGGAACUUCUAAAAAUAUGCAAGAAAUUGUCCUUGGGAGAUGUUACGACUAUUUGGCAAAAAAUCCAGAUUUAGGGUAAGAUGUACUAUAGUUUACAUUAUCUGAUAUUUUAAUGAUAUAUUAAUUUGGUUGUUAUGUCACACUAGACUGAAAACUGUGUAUCUUUAGCUUAUUGUUGUAAGUGUGCGAGCUCGUUUGGAUGUCAAGCUGGGGAAUAACUAUAUAUUUACUCUUUCAAGAUAUAGAUUCAGUCAAUAGUUAUGUAGGUGUCAUCAAAGAUGUAUUUAUGAAGUGACAAUGUCAACAUUUUGGUUUGUAGAACCAUACAUAAAAGAAGUAUUCUUCCAAAGGAAUUAUAUACUCUGCUACUUUUUUACGGAAUGCAUUUUACUGUUUUGCACAACUUUGUUGAAUAUAUUGGUGGUUUGUAUAUACUAUCUGGGUUAUUCACUAAAGAGAAUUAAAGGACAGAGUAGCUGAACGGAAAGCAUAGAUUAUAGAUGUUACGGUACCUCCAGUAAUGAAAUGUAUAAACCGCCGUUUAGUGAGUAUUCCCCGUUCGCAAUAAUGUAGGCUGGUAGCGGGUAUAGUAAAACCAUGCGAACCGCCAGCUGGGGAACACUCCAAACUCCCGAACGGUACCUGUACGGCUAUUUCCCUCCACGAGCUCCAAAUCCACGAACUGCCAAUAUUAGCCGAACGCUAAUACCUUCCAAGCGGCAAAUAUUUCCAAUCAGCAGUCUCUAAGCGUCGGUAACCAAAUCCCCCCAAUAACGAGACCAAGCUCCGCUUUGAGGGUAAAACACGAACUGGUUUACUGUGGGCUACCUGCCCGGUAUUUAUGCAGGUCUCCCACUUGGUGGACACUCCCCUAGGGGACCAAAUGGGAGACUGAAAUCACAGAGGGACAUGGGGACAUUCUGGACAUACAUCCCCACAAUAUUCCCAGCAUGCAGUACAGUUCCCUCCCCUCUGCUCGGGGAAUAAUUGGGAAGUAAUUCAAUUAUCUCCCCGAGCAGAGGCAAUCGCCAUUUUAGAUACAAGUUAUAAAAACACACAAAAAUCCAUAACUUAAUAACUGCUGAACAUUUUACAUCAGUCUUGCAUAUCCCCAGAUAGCCUGGAUCUGAGGGCACAUUAUUGGAGAAUAGCGCUCAGAUCCCAUUCGCACAGUUCAAUCGCCAUGGAGUCAAAGUCUCUUUCAGUUCUUCGGUAUGCAAUUGACUCCAUGGGACGGCUAUCUGGGUUAAGUCCAUUCGUGUGGUUGAAUCUCCCGAACGGCUGGCAUUCGCAUACUUUUGUCGAUUGAGAAGGGGAGGUCGACGGCUUCAGCGGUGUUCGGCUGAAAAAGUGUCCGUUUUCCGAUCCAUGAAAUAAUCGUUGAACACCGCUGGUCGUUCGCAUGGACAAAAUGGCCGCCGCCUCGUGGUCGACAUACGAACGACGACCACCCGGCAUUCGGUUUUAAUUGAGAAGUGUCUGUGGUUAACCGCAACGUUCUAAUUGGGAUCAAUAGGUUAACCAGCAGCACACUUCUCUUCUGGGUGGCCGUCCGUUCGGUAGUUCCGUUCGACAAAACCGACAUUCCCUUAAACAAAGCAUACGAACGGGGAAAUUCAUGAAAACGGCAAAACAGACGAACAACGCAGUUAUAAUCCAGACAGAUGGGUCUGUCACAAUAGAAUUUUCCCAAUUCAACUAAUUUGCCUUUAAAUUUGAAUUUCACUUUAUUGAAUAACCCUGUAAAUGAGUAUUACUCCACACAUGCAGAUACAAUGCUUGCCAGAUGUGGAGGUCACUUUCCUUCCACAUCUGUGACCAGUUUGAGGAUCACUGACCUCUAGGAAUAUAUAAGGGAUUGUAAAACAUUAUCUUUCCCAAGGUAGAGGGCUCAUGACACAAUGGAGAAAGCUCAGAGGCCUGGGACAGCAUAAAUUUUCUGGAAAAAACACCAUUCAAUAAACACUGUAGCGUUAGGAAUACAAACAUGUACAUGCACUCUUCACUGCUGUUCUGUCUCUUUGGCUGAGAGUAUUAAUGUUGAUGAUCUCAGUCAAUCCAAUGUUUCUCCAUAGAGAAACACAGGGAGGCUAGUGCGCAUGCGCGGCAAAACACCUUCUUGCGCCAUUAAGAUGAAGAGGUUUAACUGUGUAUUUUCAUAUAAAUAUAUUGUAACGAUUUAGCAAAUUGCAUCACAAUCUAGGUCAUUUCUGGCAUAACCAAGGCACACAUCGCAUACGGAUAGACUAAACAAAAACAUGACUUUUUUGCUUCUCCUCCUAUCUCUAGCUCUCCCUAUGUUAACUUACAAGUGCAGAGGUUACUUAUAACUGAUUGAAAGGGAGCCAUGAUAGAGAUUUUUUAGUUGAUACAAUCCAUACAUUACUGUGGAUUUCUGCAUUUGAUUUUUAUUUUGCUAAAUUGAGAAAAACACAUUAAAAAUCCUGCGGAGUGACCGUUCCCCGUAAAGGUGAAAUUACACCUAUAAACCUCUUAAAGCACAAAUAAAACAAACACUGCAAAAUUUUCAGUACGUUCCGUGAAAUAUCAAACAAUACAGUUUUAGAAGGGCAGCAAUCCCUACAGACACCAAUGGAACGUUCAUGCUGAUUAUUAUGGUCCAUAACCCCCAUAAGGUUUUGAAAGAAGUCUGAUCAGUGAGGUCAGAGGUUACCACUGCACGAAUUCUGCUCCACAAGAGUUAGAUCACUGAAUAGCUAAACCAUUCCAUGUGUUUCUGGAGAAAAGAUAUUCAAACUACAUUCAUUUAAAGCUUCUUUUGAACGAUGCAUCAGUAUUGUGUCUAAUAAGGAGAAGGGCUAAAUUAAUUCCCUGCAGCACACAAGGCUCCGUCAUUCAGCGUGUCCAUCUGGAGGCCCUUAGGAGGUAGAAAAGAAAGAUGUAGAUGUACCCUUCCCUCCUUCUUUGUUGCAACCAACAGGGCAAAAACUUGAAAACGAGAGAAGUCUCAAUAUAAGCUGAAGCUUCUUAGGAGUUUGGGCUGUUUAGUAAAAUAUUUAUGUUGGAAAAGAUUUUUUUCCCCCCACUUUAUCAUUCUAGAUGAGAAUACUUGCAUAACUCUGGAAAGGUGUGUCUAUAUUUGGAAAUCUAAGGAACUUAACUAUGGCAAAUAUUGGUGCCUGUAUUUAUAUCCAUGAAAUAGCGGCCUCUCACCCAAAGAUGUGUUGAAGAUGUGUCAGAUUUAGUCAACUUUAUAUAGUGCUCCCUUGUAUUUUACAAAGAGGAGCACACUAAAUUAAAAAUCAAUUUUAAUCAAUACAUACUGCAAUAUAUCAUAUGGAAAUACACACAAAAUAUAUGUAACGGGGUUUUGGGGGUGCCCCCUAGUGUCUUUGGGGUCCCCAAACCUAGUUAACUCACUAUGCCUGACAGGCGGAUCCUGAGCCUCCGCUAUCUGGGAGCUGGGGUACAUGUCUGCGGCAGUGCCUCCACCCAGUGGAGCAUCCGGGGUAGGGAUGUGGGGUCCCACUGGGAACAUACUUGGUGCAAUGAGACUGACACAGUCUAACUGGGACUAACUUUAUAUGGUAAGUAGCAAUUGAACCAACAUACAUAGGAAAAUACAAUAGAGUAACACAGAUAACAAUGCAAAUGUGGAUUUCCCUCACUCACCCACCAGCACACCUGCGCCCCACCCCCUUAUCUUCGCCCUAGCGGCCGUUGGUGCACAUAGGAGAGUUGGGGCCCUUAUAAGUCCUGCUUCACAGGGUCACUGAAGCAGCCUCAGAUGUGUAAUGUCCGUCACGGGACCUCAGAGUCUUUACUGUGAGUGAGGAGACAGGUGCCCUGUGGUGAUACAGGGAGAGGCUUGGCUUACCCUCACAACACGAUUAACCAGUCAGUCAGCAGCAGUCUCCUCUCACUGGAUUCGCCAGACGUCUGGACUCAGUGCUUGUCUUCUUUCCUUUCCUGCAGGUCCCUCUCUCAGCUGGUGUGAUCUUGGGUGAAACAAGUUCUCUCAGCCAGGCCCUAUCUCUGUGCUACAGUCUCUCACAUGUCCUCUCUCUGGCUCAGCAUGUGGUCACUCUUAGAAUCCUCCUCCCUCAGAGCUGUGCAGGAAGUCCUGACAGGCCCUGCGAUGAUGCCACACUCCUCUCUUGAUUUCAGCCAGUCAUGUGAUCAAAGCUCAAUGUUUUAUUAACAGCAUACUGAGUCCAUGUGCCAUCUACUGGGCAUUUCAGAUAAUGCAGCCUGUGUAACUUCACGGGCUACAUAUAAAAGACAUACAAAAACUACACCACAAACAAUGUAUAUGUUAAACACAGAUCUGCACAACAGUCAAGCCAUAAGCCUUGCUUUUCCCACAUUAACCUCACAUUUGCAGUGCUGUUACUACUGCAAGGGAUUCUGGGUGGGCAUUUGUAAAAGAGUUCAACAAAGAACCAAGUUUCUGCCUCAUUAUAACACUUUAAACAUAGAUUCCUAGAAGUAUACAGUACGUAUACAACAGCUUUGAAACACAACUCCGUAAGAGGCACAGGCCAGUGAACAACGUAUGGACAGCUGUUUCAUUGUUAAUGCAACUCACAGUAUGAGGUUGGUUACUGGCUUGCUAUUGAGGCUUGGCGUUACUUGCAAAGCACAAACCAAUAGAGUUAGUGUGGGGAAAGAAUUCUAUUGGUGUUUGCUCCGCAACUAACUCCGAGCCUCAAUAUCAAGUCAGUAACCAACCUCAUGCCUUAACAACGAAACAACUGUCCACAAGGGGUUCACUGGUUUUGCACCUCUCAUUGAGUUGUGUUACAAAGCUGCUGUAUACAGCAGACAUUCACUCCAGUUAAUCCAUACUUAAAGUGGAAUAAUGAGGAAAAAAGUUUUUUUUUUUUUGGUUGAACAAAUUUGCAUAAAUCACUUGCAGUAGUAAUAUAACUGCAAAUGGGAGGUUUCUGUGACAAAAACAAGUCUUAUGGUUUAACUGGUGUGCAGAUCUGUGUUUACCAAUGUAUUAACUAUCCACUGACUUCAGAUGGACAGAGUUUUCAAUCACUUUUUUUCCUCACCAUAACUCCAUUGGUUUUGUAAUCCGUAACAAUCUAUCUGUGAGACAGAAGGAAUAUCAGAGAUUUAAGCAGGAUCUUGACCCACCUCUUAUGUAAGGUUAAACAACCAGCAAAAAGUGAUAUAUAAAGACAUGAAGUAGAAGUAAAAAAAAUCUGAAAACAUCCCAAAAAAUACUGGUGAAACCAUGAAUAGAGAAGAGCGAGAGGACACCAAAAAAUACCCCCCACAUUUCAGCUGUGAGCCUUUCUCAAGCCUUAAAGCUCUUAGUUUGUAUAUACCAAGGUUCUCCAAGUUCUGGCCCUCCACAUGUUGCUGAGCUACAACUCCCAUGAUUCUUUGAAUGACAUAGCCAGAGAAUCAUGGAAGUUGUAGUUAAAGGACCACUCUAGGCACCCAGACCAUUUCAGCUUAAUGAAGUGGUCUGGGUGCCAGGUCCAGCUAGGGUCAACCCAUUUUUUCAUAAACAUAGCAGUUUCAGAGAAACUGCUAUGUUUAUCAAUGGGUUAAGCCUUCCCCCUAAUCCUCUAGUGGCUGACAGCCUGCUGCUAGACAGCUUGCGUGCGCCAACAGCAUAUGCAUUCUGCUUUGCUGUGCCGGCCUAAUCAAAGAGCGCUGGCCCGGGAGGAUCGGAGGAGGAGAGCUCCCCGCCCAGCGCUGGAAAAAGGUAAGUUUUAACCCCUUUCCCCCUUCCAGAGCCGGGCGGGAGGGGGUCCCUGAGGGUGGGGGCACCCUCAGGGCACUAUAGUGCCAGGAAAACGAGUAUGUUUUCCUGGCACUAUAGUGGUCCUUUAAGCAACAUCUGGAGAAAGAGAGUUUGGAGAACCCUGGUAUAUAACAUUGAUGUAUUAACACCGGGGGAACGGGAUGAUGAAAGAGCACUUAGUUCGUAGGUACCAAUUUUUCUUGAUUCACGCAGUGUGCCCUCCAUGUUAAUUGCUUAUAAAUGCUCACUUGCAUUUUAACAGAUUUAUUUGGGUAUAUCCAAUAUCAACUGAGUCCUACAAAUGAUAGCAUAGCAUCCUGGGCGUUGUAGUUUUGCAAAAGCAGGAGAGCUUGCAGUUUUAUAUUUAGACUUUCCAGUUCGUGGAAAACAUAAUAACCUCGACAAUCUUCAUUCACAGAUAAUCAUUUGCUUAAUUGCGACCAGCUGAGUUGCAAAACAGUGAAUAGACAAACCACGAUUAACAAAUUCCUCUAGCUUCUAGAUUAAAGAGAGCCAUCCGAUAAGAAGAAAAUUACUACUCUUGUUACUCCCCAUAAAAACAGCAGGUAUUCAGACCAUUAGGUCAAGUGAAAUCUGUUCCCAAAACAAAGCCUUUAACCCUUCGGGAUAAACGUUAAGCACAUCCUUCCAGCAUUAACAAAACCUGAAAUAUUAUAGAGGUUUCAAUGUUGUGAUGUUUGGAGCAUUUUAUAAGAUGCCAUCUCUUACGCUGAAAACAACAAUAAAGCAUUGUGGGUAAGCACAUUUUUUUCAUUGCUAUCCAACAUUCUACAUACUCUAUACUUUCUUCCUAUACAGUCUCCUCCUUCUAUUAUUUUCCUCACUAGGCCUCCCGUUCCAGGCUGGUUCCGGCAUGCUGUAACCAUAGUUCAUACAUUUAGUCUUUGUGGGCCGUUGAUGUGUGCAUAUCAAAUUAAAAUUUCUCUCUCUCAUUCCUUGUUGAAUUGCAUUCACCAUUUGGAAAACUAAAAGGAGCUGCUAAGGAGGUAUUUGAUUUGUUUAUUUAUUUAUUUAUUACUAGUAUUUAUAAAGCACCAACAGAUUCUGCAGCGCUGUACAAUUAGUGGAGGACGUACAAUAUACACAGACAAAUUCAAGACCUUUUAAUCACUGGUGCUUUUUACAAAACCAUUUCUGCAUUGUGUGAAAAUAUAUUAUCUUCCUUCAGUUUUUCUUUCUGCUUUUUUUUUUUUAAUUAUUAUUAAUAUUGCUCCCUUUUUGUUUGUUUUUUACUGAUGAUUUUACCAUUGAUUACAUUCCCAAAAUAAAACAGAUAAGAAAUAUUCCUAGAAAACUAAAGUGCAAAUAUACAUUAAACUAAACAGAAAAAUUUAGCAAGACAAAUUGUCGGAAAUAAAAGAUGCACUUUUGCACAUACCUACACACAAAAAAAACAAACAGGAAAAAGAGUUGACACAAGAAGCGUAGUUAGGAGUCCUUUGGCACAAAUAAGGGUCUAUAUCUGUUCAUAUAGGAAAAAAAAACAUAAAAAACCCACAUAAAACUGAAUGCAGCACUUUCUCCCAUUGUUUCUUAUCAGGGCAAGGUUUCAUGGAAAUUAGGGUAAUAUUCUUCCUAGAUUGUAAUGAUUUACUUAAAUACUAGUGAACAUUGAUACAAAGAACAAAGAAUAUUGUAUAUACAGUCAUUAAAGUGCACGUGAAAAUAUAAAUUCAGUUGUAUCAGGGUGGGUGCAGGUUUCACUUUAUAAAUUAGAUGAAAUAUACUGAAUUGCACGGUGUCCGGUUAUACCAUCAACCAUUAAUUAAUACAACCAAGAAGUUUGUUCACUAAACAGUGAGUUGUGAACUGGUUGAAAAAGCUCAAUUGGUAAAACGGUCAACUCAAUUCAUGUUUUAAUACCACAAUGUUAGUCUAAAGAUUGCUGGCUUGUUUCACAAAUAAACUAGUAUAUAACUAGCAUGUUUGUAUUGAAUACAUUAAAAAAAAAAAAAAAAUACUUGUUAAUUCACGUUUAACUUCAUUUUGUUGUUUAAUCUUUAGCGAAAGGGAUUGUAAUAAAAUCUGGCAAGAGCUGACGAAUGCGGUGUACAAGAAAGACCCGUGCUCAAUUACAGAAGACAACUACAACAACUUAAUAAAACUCACACAAGAAGCAAUACCAUGUAACAAGGUAGGAAACAUUUCUUAAACUUCAGCUAAGCCAAACCAGCGAUUAAUCUAUUUAAAGAAAAAUGUACCCAUUUAUUUUGAAUAAAUUGGCUAUAAACAUUGUUGAACACAAAAUCACAUGCUAUUUUUUCACAUUUGGGGGACAAUAUAUUCCACUCUUUAUAUGACUAUGCAAUUAAGAAUGAAAGCUUUCCAAGCAGUGGCAUAGCAGAGAGGGGUAGUCCAUCAAGUGUGGUGGAGAAUUUCAUAUUCAUUAUCUUCUGCCUGGUCUGACAGAGACUUGGUGGGGUCAAGGGUAUGAUGCCCAGUCACUGCAUGCUGCAGUAUCACUGCUUAAUUCUCUGCCAUUUAGGAGUACAAUCACUUUAUUUAUGCAUCCCUAGUCACACCUCCCUGCAUGUGACUCACACAGCCUUCCAACACUUCAUUCAAAGAGUCAUCUAAUGUUUACACUUCCUGUAUUGCAAAUUCCGUUUGAUUUAGAAAUUCUUAUAUCCUGCUUUAUUAAUAGCUUGCCAGACCCUGCAGGAGCCUCUUCUAUGUAAUAGUUCCAUAGUUACAUAGCCGAAAAGAGACUUGCGUCCAUCAAGUUCAGCCUUCCUCACAUUUGUUUUUUUGCUGUUG
Pelobates cultripes (western spadefoot toad) is the source of this 8863-nucleotide messenger RNA. The record is from the annotation of a GenBank genome assembly. NCBI's taxonomy places the organism in Eukaryota, Metazoa, Chordata, Amphibia, Anura, Pelobatidae.